ACUCAGGUUUGGUUGGGAGUUUAAAGCAUUGACAGCAGCCCUAGGCUCAAGUCUGCAUCCCUCUGUGCCGCGCUUGCAACCUCUGUCUCUCACUCUAUUGCUCUCCCUCUACCUCUGUCUGUUUCUCUAGCCCUCUGACUUGUGGACUCAGGAUCUAGUAGUCGCUCCAUUACUGCAUAGGACAGGCUCUAUCUCAAACUACAGGGGUAACAACUUUCUCAGCUACAUUUCUCUUCUCAGUAGGCGCACUCUAACCAGGCACUAUGGAGGCCAUCAAGAAGAAGAUGCAGAUGCUGAAGCUGGACAAGGAGAACGCCAUCGACCGUGCAGAGCAGGCUGAGACCGACAAGAAGGCAGCAGAGGACAAGUGCAAGCAGCUGGAAGAUGAGCUGCUGAGGCUGCAGAAGAACCUGAAGGGGACUGAAGACGAGCUGGACAAAUACUCUGAGGCCCUCAAAGACGCCCAGGAGAAACUGGAACAGUCUGAGAAGACCGCCGCAGACGCGGAGGGUGAUGUGGCGGGUCUGAACCGCAGGAUCCAGCUGGUGGAGGAAGAGUUGGACCGGGCCCAGGAGAGGCUGGCCACUGCGCUGCAGAAACUGGAGGAGGCCGAGAAGGCUGCGGACGAGAGCGAGAGAGGCAUGAAGGUGAUCGAGAACCGGGCCUCCAAGGACGAGGAGAAGAUGGAGAUGCAGGAGAUGCAGCUAAAGGAGGCCAAACACAUCGCUGAGGAGGCCGACCGCAAAUACGAGGAGGUGGCCCGUAAGCUGGUGAUCCUUGAGGGAGAACUGGAGAGAGCUGAGGAGAGGGCCGAGGUCUCAGAACUUAAAUGCAGUGAUCUGGAGGAGGAGUUGAAAAAUGUGACCAACAACCUAAAAUCCCUAGAAGCCUCAUCUGAGAAGUACUCAGAAAAAGAGGACAAGUAUGAGGAGGAGAUCAAGGUUCUUAGUGACAAGCUGAAGGAGGCUGAGACUCGUGCAGAGUUUGCAGAGAGGACAGUGGCCAAACUGGAAAAGUUCAUUGAUGACCUGGAAGAAAAAUUAGCAGGUGCCAAAGAAGAGAACCUGGGAAUGCAUCAAGUCCUGGAUCAAACACUGCAAGAGCUCAACAGCUUAUAAAGAUGAUGAUGAUGAUGAGGAAGAUGGAGAGGAUAAAAGUCUUGCAACAUUCCAUAAAUAUUACAUUUCAUUUCACAUUUUGAGCUGUAAAGUCUUAUUCCCAGCGAAAGGGGAUUAACUUUACUUGUACCCUUAGUUUUUUCAAACAAAUGAGUCAAGAAUAGAAAAACGACAACUCAUAUUUGAAAUGUGCACUCAAAAGCAUGUUUUGAAAUAGGUUAUGUUAUAUGUAUGGCCUUCAUUUAUGUAUGAUUCAUGAGCUCCACCUAGUUAUUUUUCAAACAGUUGACAGGAAUCAGCUUUUACCAACUGACAUGGUAAUUUAGUGCAUGCACAAUGUAUGUGAACAUAUCCACAGGUUGGACUGUGCCUUUUAAUAAUGAGCCAAUAUUCUACCUUUGGUGUAUAUGUGUGUGUGUUAUCAUGGUCAUUGAGACUAGAGGAAGACUCAUGGAAAGGAUGGUGAACAUGUCUGUGGUGCUACUGGUGGUGCUAAAAUACUGUGACUAUCAUUCAGGUGGAGGGAUUGCCAAAGCGGGGGGGGGAAAAAACAGAAUUGUUUUUAAUGUGAAAAGAGCAUCAUAUACAAAUCUUUCAAGGAACUACAACCCCUCUUCUGACCUAACCUAUUAUCUGUAUGGUCUUAAAGUGCCGCCAUAUGCUGACAUGCAGCUUCAUAGCACCUCCUUUCCACUAUGGCCUGACACGCCUGCCACUAUCCCAGCUCUGCAUUUGACUGCUUAGCCUAGGUGUAAAAUCAUAAUCCUGGUAUUAUAUUGUGGUGGUAGCAUAUUUAGUAAAAGUGAAACUGAAAAAAAGCACCACUGGGGCCUCAAUCAAGGUUAUAAAACAUGGAUACUUAUUGUAUAUAGUAGAAUAAUGUUAGUUAUUGAUGUAUUGCUCCAGUUUUACAAAAGUUUCAGUUAGGGGCACUCUUGAAACCAAAUAAUACACAAACCAGAGAAGGUGAACCGUCAAAAGGUUUUAUUGCUGUCUGUGAAGGUAAUCAAUCAAGGCUUCUCAUCCUUACUUGACUGAGUCUGUGUUGAAAUGUUUCAUUCACUUUUCCCGCUUUCAGUCUAAUAAAUUUUUACACAACAA
Messenger RNA from Salmo salar (Atlantic salmon), 2219 nucleotides. RefSeq names its product tropomyosin alpha-4 chain. Lineage: Eukaryota; Metazoa; Chordata; Actinopteri; Salmoniformes; Salmonidae. The record is from RefSeq and is a predicted model, not a curated record.